AUGGCCUCUCUGGGCGACAACGAGAAUUCCUCCGUUGAGGACAAGAGAGAUGCCUCAAAAGAACUUCCAUCGAACACCACUCCUGUUCUCACAGGUCAGCCAGCCGUUGGUCCGCCUCCCAAUGGUGGAUGGAAAGCCUGGUCGCAAGUAGUGGGGGGCUUCUUUCUCAUGGUUAAUACCUGGGGUUUGAUUAAUGCAUUUGGUGUUUUCCAAGCAUAUUAUCAAGCGACAAUUCUGUCGCAUAAAACUCCUGCGGACAUCGCUUGGAUUGGAUCGAUCCAGGGAUUCUUGAUGCUAAUAAUUGCUGUCUUCUGUGGCUGGGCUCUAGAUGCGGGCUACUUUUACGCUCUUGCCGCAGCGGGAGUCAUAUUUCAGGUAUUUGGGAUGAUGAUGACAUCACUUGGAACGGAAUACUAUCAAAUCCUACUGUCCCAAGGUAUAUGUGUCGGCAUUGGUUCUGGUUGCUUCUUGGUUUGCGCGUUCACCAUCGUCGGCACAUAUUUCUCGACUCGACGCUCCUACGCUAUGGGCUGGACGGCUACAGGUAGCUCAAUAGGUGGCAUAAUAUACCCCAUUGUGAUCCGUAAUCUCAUCGUCAAAGUCGGAUUUCCUUGGGCCGUUCGAGCCAUGGGUUUCAUCGUCCUUGGAACACUUGCAAUCUCAGUUUCUCUACUGCGUCCACGAUUACCCCCCAAGAAACUCGGACCCUUGGUUGAUAUUGAGUCACUGCGCGACACUCCUUAUACCUUGUUUUUGCUUUGGCUUUACAUACCCUUCUUCUACAUAACUGAUUACGCCAUCAGUAUAGGUAUUGAUGAGGAUAUGGCGUUUUAUAGUCUGAUCAUCAUGAGCGCUGGAAGUAUACCAGGCCGUGUGCUUCCACCCUUCUUUGCCGACCGAAUUGGAAACAUCAAUGUCAUGUUGCCAGCUACAUUGAUCUGUGGCAUCCUCUUGUUCUUUUGGCUUGCAGUAAAGUCUCUCACUGGCUUGAUUAUUAUCUCGAUUCUGUUUGGAUUUUUCAGUGGUUCAGCACAAGCUCUAAUUCCGUCUGUUGUUGUCUGGCUUGCACCUGACCUGUCAAAGGCCGGAGUGAGAAUUGGUAUGACGCUCUGCAUGUGCGGCCUUGGGCUUCUCGUUGGUUCCCCAAUUGGUGGAGUCAUAAUUGAUUCACAAUCAACGCCAGAUCGAAAUGUGUACUGGGGGGUUCUGCUCUGGGGUGCAUUCACAGUUCUCUCGGGCGCUCUCUUCCUCUUGAGUACCAGGACUCUGAAAGUCGGCUGGAAAAUUCUGGUGAAAGCAUGA
Molecule: messenger RNA, 1302 nt
Organism: Truncatella angustata
Lineage: Eukaryota; Fungi; Ascomycota; Sordariomycetes; Amphisphaeriales; Sporocadaceae
Product: putative monocarboxylate permease
Exons: 5
Coding region: 1-1302 (433 amino acids)
Biological process (GO): transmembrane transport
Cellular component (GO): fungal-type vacuole membrane
Molecular function (GO): transmembrane transporter activity
Source: RefSeq, a predicted model, not a curated record